GAUAACUGCACCCUCAACCCUCCUGCUCCAUACCCGCCAUGUUUGUGCUGACAUCAAUCCACGACACGUUAAAGAUCCUGCCAGCCGAGUUCCGCAAAUCGCGCGAAGAAGCUAUCAAAGACGAAAUCAACCGCAAAUACUCGAACCGCGUGCUGCACGACGUCGGCCUCUGCAUGCUAGUCCACGACCUAGUAGAGAUCGACGAAGGCUACGUCCAGCACUCGGAGGGCUGGAUAUGGAUCAAAGUUCAUUUCCGCAUGGCUGUGUUCCGGCCCUUCCGCGACGAAAUCCUCGUGGGCAAGGUGCGCAGCGCCAGCCCCGCAGGCGUUCAGAUCUCGAUCGGCUUCUUUGACGAUAUUUCUGUGCCGGCCGAGAUGAUGCCGCAGGGCUGCGAGUUUGACGCGACCGAGGGCGUGUGGGUGUGGCGGUAUGAGGGCAAUGACCUGUUUAUGGAUCUGGACGAGGACAUUAGGUUCAGGGUUCUGCGCGUCGACUUUCUGGAUGUCAAUCCCCCCCGGGGCGAGAAGGAGGGCGUCAAGCCGCCGUACCAGCUUGUCUGUGGCAUUAAUGACUCGGGCUUGGGCUUACUAUCGUGGUGGGGCGAAUAACUGCGAUGCUCUCAUUUCAGCAAACGAGGGGUUUCUGCUUUUUCUGUAGCGCAAUGUGUGCAACGGCUGACGCCACCUUCGUAUCCUACUUUUAUUCGGUGCAUAUACACAUACACAUACUA
Linderina pennispora is the source of this 730-nucleotide messenger RNA. RefSeq lists its product as uncharacterized. The coding region runs from base 39 to 608 and encodes 189 amino acids. The record is from RefSeq and is a predicted model, not a curated record. The transcript has a single exon. Lineage: Eukaryota; Fungi; Kickxellomycota; Kickxellomycetes; Kickxellales; Kickxellaceae. Gene Ontology annotation, biological process: transcription initiation at RNA polymerase III promoter; DNA-templated transcription. Gene Ontology annotation, cellular component: RNA polymerase III complex.